This is a messenger RNA of Owenia fusiformis, 2049 nucleotides long. The record is from the annotation of a GenBank genome assembly. NCBI's taxonomy places the organism in Eukaryota, Metazoa, Annelida, Polychaeta, Sabellida, Oweniidae.
AUGCACAGAUUAGUGUGUUCUCAGAAGAUAGGGUCCUUUACCUUUGAUGAUGCCAACGGAUAUGCAAUAACUGUCAACAUCAAACUCUAUUUUGUGAUUCCCAUUGAGUUCUUGGGGACUCACGCACGCGCAGAUACAGAAGAAGAUAUCCCAAAAGGGAAAAAGACUCCAAUGAGUUACUACUAUUUGUUAGGAAAUGAUUAUCAAAAUUGUAGUGAUCACGAAGUUCGUCCCAUGGGUCUUAUGAGGGGACUCGCAGAGAAUACGUCUGCCCAUGGAAUUACAGAGAUCUAUUACUCCAAAGGAUUUUUCAAGAUAACGUGUUGGGUGUUAUUGACACUAGCAGCAAUAGCAGUGAUGAUUCUUCACAUGACAACCCUGUUCAUAGACUUCUAUAGCUAUGAGACAACCAUGAGCAUCUCUGUUCAGAACAAGCGUAGUCUCCCUUUUCCCGCCGUCACCAUUUGUAAUGUUAACCCCAUCAGGGCCUCAAGACUCAGCCAGAGCACUAUACUUCAGAGUACUAUUGAUGGGAGGGACAACAUAACAGGAGCUACACGCGAUGACAAACAGACUGGGCUGGGAGCCAUGUCCAAUGAAUUCUUAAUUGAAGAACUAAUAGAAGAAACAAUCGCAGAUAUUGACACCGACACCAAAAUUGCAAUGGGCCACCAGUAUAGUGACUUUAUUCUUGACUGCCAAUAUGAUGGAUACUAUUGUGACGAAGGAGAAUUUCUUGCGUUUUAUAAUUACAAGUAUGGAAACUGCUUCACAUUCAACUCUGGUUCUAACAGCGACGUAUUUCUAUCUGGACGCGCAGGCCCAUUGCAUGGGUUGAAACUUGUACUAGAUAUAGAAGCUGCUGAAUAUAUCGGAGAUAUGAGUCCAGCGUAUGGUGUCCGGGUACUUGUACACAGUCAAGGGGACAUGCCCUUCCCAGAGGACCAAGGUAUCACUAUUGGUCCUGGUCAAGCAACGGUUAUAGGAACUAAUAUGUUAAACAUCCAGCUGGCUGGUGAUAAGUACAGCGACUGUACAAACUCCAGUUUCUCUAACGUGAAUAUAAAUGUAUAUGAAGAGCAUUACCCAGGAACAAGCUAUACUCAAACCGCAUGCAUGAAGACUUGUUAUCAGUCACACUUACUAUCGGGGUGUCAAUGUGGCGACCCAAGCGUUCCCCUGGAUGGGAAAGCUUUCCCGUCAGCAUUCCACACCGAACCUGCAACCUCGUGCAACUCGGAUAACCAGGCACAAGUUACAUGUGAAGAGAAUACAUAUGCAUCGUACGUCAAUGGAUCGUUAAGCUGUACGUGUUAUCCCGAAUGCAAUCAGACCACCUUCGAAGCUCACGUGUCGUCGACGUUAUGGCCAACCGACCAAUAUAUCUCUCGACUCAUACAGGACCUCAGUCCUAAGUUAAACCAAUACACAAACGAUAGCGCUGGAUUGAGGAAGAAUGUUGCACAUUUGCAAGUUUAUUAUGAGGAACUAAACUUGCAAAUGAUCCAAGAGCAACCUUCAUAUUCGACGGUUCAGUUUGCGUCAGACGUAGGGGGAACAGUAGGACUUUAUGUAGGAGCAUCAUUACUGACUGCAUUUGAAUUCGGAGAAUUCUUUUUAGACUUAUUAGUUUAUUUCAUAAGGAAACCAUUCCAUAAAAACAAAGUGAGCGAAGUUAAAAUGGAGCAGACGAAAUCGAACGUCCAGUUUAGCUGAGAUGCAGCGUGAUAUGUGUGGAUCACAUUGGAGGCGCAGGUGCGUUUGAAGAAGGGCAAAACGUGCGAGAAUAGAUUAAACGUUGUGCAUUGCCAGAAGCAUAUUUUUGGCCAGUUUACUGUUUACGAAAAAACAAUAAACACCAUAUUAUAGUGCAUAUUGAUUAAAAAAACACCCGAAUAAGAUCGCUAAAUACUUUUAUGAAAGGUAUUCAAUACAUAAACAUUUAUGUGGACCCCAAAGUUCUCUGGCAUAUCCAAGUAUUUCGACUCUUGACUAGAGUAUUCCAAUAUUUUACUUAAUAUACUCGAUAGAUGUCUACUUUGUAAAUAC